Messenger RNA from Pteropus alecto (black flying fox), 2082 nucleotides. RefSeq names its product sterile alpha motif domain containing 10 (gene SAMD10). Lineage: Eukaryota; Metazoa; Chordata; Mammalia; Chiroptera; Pteropodidae. The record is from RefSeq and is a predicted model, not a curated record. Gene Ontology annotation, biological process: cell surface receptor protein tyrosine kinase signaling pathway. The transcript has 5 exons. The coding region runs from base 1 to 663 and encodes 220 amino acids. Gene Ontology annotation, molecular function: protein binding. Gene Ontology annotation, cellular component: cytoplasmic side of plasma membrane.
AUGUCGGGAACAAGUCAGUACGUGGGGGCUGGGGAAUCCCCCACUGGAACUGUGGUUCCCUGCUCUGUGGAGGGAGCUAGGCUGAGCAGGGAGAGGCGCCUCUGGCUCUGCCCCCACCAUCUGACCUGGCGCCCCUGCUCCACAGCCACUGCCCACUUCAGCUUCUGCCGGACCCUCCUGGAGCACACAGUGUCCGCCGAGAGCAUCCCCUGCCACCUGCCUAGGACACCAGGCACCAGCCUCACGUGGCAUGACUCACGCAGCCAGAGGGCAGCUGGCAGCCGGCCAGUCAAGCUCCUGCAGCAGCCUGGCACUGAGGGCCCCCAGGGCCGGCUGCACUCUGACCACUGUGGCCUGUACCACACGAGUCCCUCACUGGGUGGCCUGACGAGGCCUGUGGUCCUGUGGAGUCAGCAGGACGUCUGCAAGUGGCUCAAGAAGCACUGUCCCCACAACUACCUCGUCUACGUGGAGGCCUUUUCCCAGCACGCCAUCACCGGCCGGGCACUGCUGCGGCUGAACGCGGAGAAGCUGCAGCGCAUGGGGCUGGCGCAGGAGGCACAGCGGCAGGAGGUGUUGCAGCAGGUGCUGCGCCUGCAGGUGCGCGAGGAGGGGCGGAGCCUGCAGCUGCUCAGCCAAGCUUCCUUCGGAAACAUGUCCUAGUCGCUGCCUGAGCUUGAACCCCAGACCCAAGCACUGUGACCGGAGCCUGUGGCAAGGAUGAGGUAGAACUGGCCACGCGGCCCCUCUUGGACCCUGUAGGUGUCCCCAGGGGCCAAUCCUGGCCCAGUAGACAGGUGGGACCACAAUUGCCACCUCCAGCCACCUCUGGUUGUGCACUCUGGGCUAUGCCUGGGACUGGACGUGUGGGGGCUGCUUGGGGUGUGCCCCCCCCAGUACCUGAACCGAAGCCCACCCCUGGUGCUGCAGGCAGCAUGCGGGCAGCCACCGGAGCCAGAGUGGGGCUUGGGUGUUCCCCAAACUCCCAGGGAGUGUUUAUUUAUAUUCUCGUCACCCACGUUGAAGUCUGUCCCUCCUUGCUGGCUGAGUCACGUGUUCUUUGGGCAUCCUGCCCUCUCCAGGGCGAGAGGCCUGUCUGCCCACUCGUCCAGUUCAACACCCUCCCUCAGCACCUAGAGGACUGCCCGGAGGUGGAAAGACUGCCAAGGCUCCUGUGCCCGUCCCCUGCCCCCAACCAGGUCCGGUAGGCCCAACCCAUGGCCCAGAUGAUGGUCAUCAGUGUCCGGCUGGCCAGGCACCCUGCCCAGCACCUUCGCCCAUUUAUGACACCCCCACCACGCCCCCAUCCAUUCAUGGGAACUGAGGUGAGGCAGGUCUGGGACUGGCCAUGCGGCAGGACCUAACAUGGCACUACGAGAACCCGACACCCAGCACCCUGCCCCGGGCUCAGUGGAGUCCUGGCCUCAGGCUUGGGACAGCUGUCCUCCUCUUGGGGUCAUGGAGACCAUCCUGGAGGCACAGCAACGGGCAGGUACUCCUGCCGCCCCUUUCCCAGGAAAACCUGGCUCACACAGGGGACUGUCCUGGGCUGCAUCACCCACGUCACUCACCAGAGAUCCUGCCACCCACCGGCACCUGAACUGCCACUCAGUGGGCCUGAGGGCCCGAGGUUCAGGGCUGGUGCUGCCCAGUAGAAGGACAAUGAGGGCAGUCCCGCAGCCUCCUCCCACUUGGUCCUCUUCCCUCCCACUCCCCGAGGGGACUCAGCACUCAGGGACAGAUGGGGCUGAGCCCUGGCCCCUCUCUGUGCCCUGCGCUGGCUUCCGGACAGGUUGGUUGGUGUAGGUCUCGAGUGGAAUUUGGACAACUGGCUUGGUGUCCCCCAUCCCGCGUGCCCCCAUGGGAAGCCACCUUGUCCUGUCUGGCUGCCCUAAGUGUCCCCACCACCUCGUGCCCUCACGGUGUCACCCUUUCCAGGGGCCUCUUCCCAACUCUGCCCCCCCCGCCUUGUCUUGCCUCUCUACCCACCACCCCAAGCUCGUCUUGUCUUCCUUGUUUUGCGUUCACUUUUUUACAUUCUGAUAAAAAGGCCAGAAAUAAACCUGGUUCUCAAGUGCCCCA